This is a messenger RNA of Fusarium fujikuroi IMI 58289, 1653 nucleotides long. RefSeq lists its product as uncharacterized. NCBI's taxonomy places the organism in Eukaryota, Fungi, Ascomycota, Sordariomycetes, Hypocreales, Nectriaceae. Bases 1 to 1653 code for a protein of 550 amino acids. The record is from RefSeq and is a predicted model, not a curated record. The transcript is spliced from 4 exons.
AUGCGUUUUGAAUCUUUAGCCUAUAUGGGCCUUGCUGGCUCUGCAACAGCCAGCGUCAUCCUCUCCAAUGAUGUUCCUCUUAUUGGUCCUUCUUUUCUCCCCAACUUCGACAUUUCCAAGACAAAUUUCCUUGCUGAAGCCAAGCAAAAGUUCCCAUCCCUGGUCGAAGAACUCUUCGAUACCAAGGUCUUGAACAAAACAGACCUUAUUUUUGCUGUUGAUGUCUUUUCAGCCUCCACCAAUGAUUCGCUUUACAGCUACUUCCAUGUCGGCGAUACAUACAAAGAUACGCUCACAAAGGGAAACCUGACUGAGGAUACAAUAUUCAGAACAGGCAGCGUGACAAAAGUCUUCACCGUGUAUGCUAUCAUUGCUAAGGCUGGCAUUGAGGCAUUGAGCUAUCCUGUGUCCAUUUUCCUACCCGAGCUCUUGGGUAAUUCCUCUACCAACCCGUUGGAGAGAAUUGACUGGAGUGAAAUCACUGUGGGGGCACUUGCUACACAUCAGGCUGGCACCAGUGGCCCGGGACAAUACCUUAAGCCGGGAUUCGACGGGGCCGAUCGCGAGGCGUUUCUUGAAUUCAUGCGGGAUACACAAGUCCCAACGAUGGGCCCUUGGCGAAGUGCACUCUACUCGGACGCUGGCUUUGGAGUUCUGACUCUGAUUCUCGAGAGGCUCACUGGCCAAGAGUACAAGGACGCGAUUAAAGAUAUCAUAUUUAAACCGCUUGGAAUGAAUUCUUCCUCUGCAGUGGUUCCUAAUGGCACAGAUGUGGAUGCCGUAGCCCGGACUGGGCUCGUAUCAUGGGGCACUGAUGUUCCUAUUGUGGCUGGAUCUGGUGGCAUAUAUUCAUCAGCCAAGGACCUCCGACUCGCAGGACUCUCUAUCCUCAACUCCGACCUCCUCUCAUCUUCCACUACUCGGGAGUGGAUGAAACCUCGCAGCAGCACUGGCACCCUUGUCGAGCUUGUCGGAGCGCCCUGGGAAAUCACGCGUCUCACCCUACCCACGGGUCCUGAAUCGAACCGCACCCGUGUCUCUGACCUAUACCUCAAGGCUGGUGGUACUAAUGAUUAUACCUGCUUCAUUGCCCUUUCGCCAGACCAUGGUAUUGGAUUUUCAAUUCUUAUUGCCGGUGAAACUGCCACUCCUGCCCGAUGGCCACUCCGCGAUGUUACAGGAACAACCUUCAUCACAGCAGCUGAGUACGCUGCAGCGGAAAGUGCUGAGAAGAACCUCACUGGUACAUUUGUCGUCAAGGGCUCUGAGACUACAAACAUGACCAUCCAAGUCAACAAAGGAGAGCCUGGAUUGAAGGUGAAGUCGUGGUACGUCGAAGCAAAAGACGUAGUUGCGGAUACCUCAUCGCGUCUCUACCCAAUGGGUCUCUACUCCAACUCUCGCUCUCUUACCGCACAAUACAACAUCAAGGGCAAGUUUUCUGCAGCUUUUCGUGUAGUUACUGGACUUGCCACUCCAGCACCUCGUGCGGCUGUUGAGGGCGGAAAGGGAGGAUUGUUCGACCAUAGUCAGGCUUGGAUGAAUAUUGGAGCCUCUGGGUCGGCUGAUGAGCUCAUCUUCAAUAUGGAGGAUGCAAAGGUCGUCAGCAUCAUCAGUCCCUACGAUGGAACGGAAUUUGUUCGAGUAGACUAG